GUCGCUACUAGGUGUUCUCGUGUUCCCCUGAUAUCUCUAAGUCGGCCUUCCACAACUUUCCCCUUUCACCUCAACCCAAACCUCCCCAACAUGAAGCCUACCACCGCUCUACCCAUCAGAACCUUGCACUCCCCGCUUAAGGUCCCCCACCUCCCACCUUCAAGAUCCAAAAAGGGUCCAAAAACUGGUCACGCCGCCGACCUAAUCGCGCUAGACUGUCGCAUCUACACAUUAAAUCCACGCCCCUCCAACUCUGCGAUCCUUCUUCCACGCACAGCGACUGACAGAACCACACACAUUGACAAAACAUCACACUCAAUCAAUCGCCGCUGGGUCUGUCUAUCUUACACUUCUUUACUUCGCAACUGCGACAAGUCCAUCCACUUCGCCAAUUCGGCUCUCGCCAUUCCAUUCGCUCUGAUAGUGCAUCGCGACAACCGUCAACACUAUGUGGGCGUUCAAGGUCUUGCCCGCCUUGUUCGGUGUGGUUCCGUGGUUCAAAUCCACGGUUCCUACCUCCCACAUCGAGGCCGUCGUCGUCACUCAUCUAAUGCUCGAAGCGCCUGUCAUCUUGCCAACCGUCACUGUCACCGAGACAGUCGGUAUCCCUGCCACUGCCAUCACUCACGCCAUCCCCACUAUCUCCUCCACUCCCACUCCUCAGUCUAGUCGUCCUAGGCCCAACCCCUACAAGUACUCCUCGCCUGACCACAGUGAGUCCCGCUACAGGGCCCAGAAUCGCGUGUCCACUGCGCACGCGAUGGUGGUACCCCAGUACUCCAAGCUUGACUUGGUUGUAUUCCUCGCCACCAUCUUUGCCGUCAUCAUCAUGGCUUGGUGGGCCACUGUCUUCGCCAUGGGCAAAGGCCGCGCCAUGCGGAGCCUCGGCCAGGUCCUCCCAGUUAUCAAUGCUUCCUUCCAGCACACUGGAUGCCGCAUUGGAUAUGCAGGUUUGCUCCUGGGUUGGUUUUGUUUGCUCACCGACUACUGGUUCGGAUGGUCAGAAGGAUACAUCGUAUGGCCAAGGAUCUUCAGUACCUUCCUGUCGUACCCACUUAUUCUCAUCGUUCACACGCAACUGCCACCCGUUAAGUGUAUUCCUCCCCUUUGUUGGAGGUUUGUCAAGACGGUCGUGAAUGGUGUAGGACAGUGGUUCACUAGACAAGCACACGACUGGUACGAAGGCCGAACAAGCAAGCGUCGCAUCGACAAGAUAUUUGAACGACAUAUAUCCGUAAUCACCAUCGGAGAAUGUCUUUCCCCGGGCCUUUACGACACUUACCCAAACCCGGUGACCUGGUCCCAGAUAUUCAAGGCCAUCAGGACAGACCUCCUAUUCUUCUUCUGGAACUUGAUCAUUGUCGUGAUCAAGCUCCGUAUCCGAUCUUGGAAGCAAAUCAUACCACACAUGCUGGAUGCUUUGCGAGUCACGGCGCAAGUUUGUUUCGGCCUUGAACAUGAGGAUGUCUCUUGGAAAAUCUGGAAAGCAGGCUAUGUGACCUUUUUGAAGGGCGUUUGUACCAUCUGCUCCGUGGCCUUGGAGCUUCUCAAGACAUUUCUCGGUAUGGUUUGGGUUGUGCUCGCAAUGGGCAAAGCCGCCCUCAAUCGUUCUCGCCUCCGUUAUCUGAACACACCACUACCUGACGAUUUGACGAAAGACGAGGCUGAGGCCUAUGGAAACAAAGUCCACGAGGCUUAUUGCAAAACAGCGACCUACGACUGGACCCAGACCGCUCUGCUGUUUCUUGCAUAUCAAGCAGCGUUGGAAGACAAAGAUGCGUCGCGUUCACAUACCGACGACAUCAUCGCAUUCUACAGCGCCAUCAGCCAAACCAUUCGGAGCCCAGAGUUUCUUCAGAUCCUCGAUCGAGGUAACAUGACUAUUUACAAGGAUUACCGUAAUUCCCUUAGCAUCCUCGCCAAGUGCGCCCAGGUCAACGUCCGCACUUUGGAUGUAUGGGGACCCAAGGUUGAUGAUGUCGCCACGGCUAUGGAAGCCAAGUUUGUUCCUUUCGAACGCGACGAGAUCGUCAAGUUCGUCGCUGGGAUGCAGUUUGGUGCUUCGCCGCUUCGCCAGCACAAGACGGCUUCGUUCCCAAGGAUGAGUGAGUGGACGGCUGAUCCUUUCCUGACUGAUGAGCCUGCGCCCCGGUCGAUCUACCUCCCGCUCACGAGGAACUUUGCCUAGGCACUGGUGGAACUGUGAACGCUCCGAUCAAAGAUACAGACGGGGAAGAGAGAAACAGCAUCGACAAGACGGAAUCCUCACCGCACGCCAACGCCACUCGAACACUCCAAACAACGCCUACCGUCACCAUCAUCCGUCACCGAUUCUCGCGGACCAUCUCACCACUACCCCUUCCCCUUCCACUUGAACCAUGAUCGAACAUAGACAAGCCUAGCCGAACCCUUUAUGAAGCCGAGACAGUGUAGUUGUAGUGCACACAAAUGUCUUUCAAACAGCUUCUCACCAAUCCCA
This is a messenger RNA of Alternaria alternata, 2479 nucleotides long. RefSeq lists its product as hypothetical. The transcript has a single exon. The record is from RefSeq and is a predicted model, not a curated record. NCBI's taxonomy places the organism in Eukaryota, Fungi, Ascomycota, Dothideomycetes, Pleosporales, Pleosporaceae. Bases 449 to 2188 code for a protein of 579 amino acids.